Messenger RNA from Cyclocybe aegerita, 531 nucleotides. Lineage: Eukaryota; Fungi; Basidiomycota; Agaricomycetes; Agaricales; Hemipholiotaceae. The record is from the annotation of a GenBank genome assembly.
AUGCCCAAAGGCCCAGUGAUCGUUAUAACGGGCACGCCUGGCACCGGCAAGUCCACCCACGCUGAGCUCCUCGCCGACGAGUCCCCCGUCCCCCUCAAGCACAUCAACGUCAGCGAAUACGUCAAGGAGCGCGGUUUCUACGAGGCAUACGACGAGGAAUGGCACACAUACACCGUAGAUGAAGAUCGACUGCUCGAUGAUCUCGAAGCCGUUGUGGCACCGGGCGGGGUAAUCCUAGAUUGGCACACUUGUGAAGCCUUUCCCGAACGCUGGGCGGAUUUAGUUGUGGUCUUAACUUGUGACCACUCAAAAUUGUGGAAUCGGCUUGAAGCCAGGGGUUAUUCCUUGAAGAAGAUUCAGGAAAAUAACGAGGCCGAAAUCAUGCAGGUUGUUCUCGAGGAAGCGCGGUCCUCGUAUCCGGCAGAAAUAGUCGUCGAACUGCAGAGCGAAUCAUUGGAGCAACUAGAGGCAAAUGUUGCCAGAAUUGUAGAAUGGAUUAUACAAUGGACGAAAAAUCAGGAAAGUAAUUAA